UCGGAGAGGACCGAGCUGCUGAGGUCCUCGGAGAACAUUGUCUUGUGGACAAGAACGUGCUUCCCCGGCUCGGCUCGGGGUGCGGGGUGCGUGGCUGAGCGCACGUGGCCAUGGGCAACCACAGGACGACGCUGCCCAGAGCAGCCCAUGCCACCUGAGCAGCGCAGGGCGCACCGGGCCAUGGACUCACCUGCCCCACCUGCCCUGCGCGCUGCCCCUCCCCAGACGAGGACUAUGGGUGAGGAGGAAAGGAUGCCAGCCACACGGGUGAAGCCCAAGUCCAGGGCGGCAGUGACGUUCGGGGACCUGGCCAUCUACUUCUCCCAGGAGGAGUGGGAGAGGCUGAGCCCCGCGCAGAGAGGUCUGUACAAGGACGUCAUGUUGGAGAACUACCAGACCCUGGUCUCGCUCGGACUGUCCCGUCAGAAGCCAAAUAUGAUCGCCUUGUUGGAGAAAGGGAAAGCACCCUGGAUGGAGAGAUUCGUGAGAAGACCCCGGGGCCUGGGAGGCUGGAGGGACCACAGGCGCGUUCAGGUGGGUGGGGCUGCCUGCCCCCCGUGGAGGCAGGUCCCGCAGCAGAAAAUGCCUGAAGAGCGAUGUACCGCUGAAGCUGAAAGAAGGCGACACCGGCCACAGAAUUUAUCUGAAGAGCAGCUAUUGGCAAAACGCAGAUCUGCAGCUGAAAGGAGCCGGCGUUAUCGACAGAAAAUGUCUGCAGAGCAACGUGCCUCUGACACUGAAAGAAGGCGGCGUUGGCGACAGAACUUAUCUGAAGAGCAACUAUUGGCACAAUGUAGAUCUGAAGCCGAAAGAAGCCAGCGUUAUCGACAGAAAAUGUCUGAACAGCAACGUGCCUCUGAAGUUGAAAGAAGGCGGCGUUGCGACAGAAUGUAUCUAAAGGGGAACUACUGGCACAAUGUACCUCAUUAAAUUUGAGGCUACACGUGUGAUCAUUGCUCAAAAAAAUGAGCAGGUUCAAAAAUUAAAUGAAGAAAUUUUGGAUGUACUUGGAGAU
This is a messenger RNA of Myotis myotis, 1015 nucleotides long. Its product is annotated as zinc finger protein 82-like. The record is from RefSeq and is a predicted model, not a curated record. Gene Ontology annotation, biological process: regulation of DNA-templated transcription. Lineage: Eukaryota; Metazoa; Chordata; Mammalia; Chiroptera; Vespertilionidae. Bases 148 to 930 code for a protein of 260 amino acids. The transcript has a single exon.